Molecule: messenger RNA, 1706 nt
Organism: Vollenhovia emeryi
Lineage: Eukaryota; Metazoa; Arthropoda; Insecta; Hymenoptera; Formicidae
Exons: 2
Coding region: 18-1301 (427 amino acids)
Molecular function (GO): protein dimerization activity
Source: RefSeq, a predicted model, not a curated record
CGUUACGAACUUGGCUCAUGAUGGAGAAGAAAACAGGCAAAAAUAUAAGCGACGAGAUAAACGACGUUCUCCAAGCUUUCGGUUUGCAAGGAAAACAAAUUACUGCAGUUACCGAUGCCGGUUCAAACGUUGUCCUCGCCUGCAAACUAUUGAAAAUGAAACAUCACAAGUGCCUCGGCCAUGGCGUCCACAAUCUGAUUACAGCAGAUGGGCUCAAACGCACAGACAGAUUGGAAGAGAUUGUUAAAAAGGCAAAGAAAAUAGUGAAGACAGUGCGGUACCGUGCACCCGAACUGGAGGCAGAAUUUGACAAGCAGCAGCGACAACUCCUCACUGACAUAAUGGAAUCGGCGGACGUGUUGGACAUGGAGGAUGGUGACCCUCUUACGGUGUUGGAAGACAUUGUACUUGAGGGAGACGACGAGGAAGUCCCUGCCCAUGCAGGUAGUGCAGCAACAGCCUGCAAGAAGGCUCCUACUCUCAAGACCGAUGUCGUCACCCGAUGGCACGCUCUGCUGCGUCUGUGCAAAAGUAUGGGUCCCCAUAGAAACAGCAUCAACAUAAUCCUUGCAAGGAUUGAGAAGUCCAAUCUGAUGCUCACUUCCAGUGAGUGGGAAUUCCUGAACGACCUCGGCAAGUUCCUGGAGAGCUUCCACACCGCUGUGGAAGUCUUGUCGGCGGAGAAGAGUGCGACACUGAACGUUGCUUUGCUCAUGAGGGCAGAACUGGAAGAGCGUCUAGAGGAUAGCGAGUCAGACAGUCUGCUUAUCCUACAGAUGAAGAACUCAAUGCGUGCUCAGCUUGACCACAGGUUUCCAGUCACGGAUCUACUCGUCGUGGCAGCACUUCUGGAUCCUCGUUGCCAAAACCUGAAGUCGGUGAAGAACCAUCUCUCAGAUAGGUUCAUGACGAAAGCUGAGUUCCUGGUUGCCCAAGUGAAGGAAAAUGUGAGAGAAGCUGAUGUCAUUAAAGAGGAUAUCACCGUGCCCGUGACCGAACCCAGCUCGAAAGUAUCAGCCCAGCCUGUAUCUCCUGUCGCGCUACUUGCUCAGAAACAUUCCGCACAGGUUUCCUCGUCCGAUAGGAUUAACGAAGAGGGGCAGUUUCCAUGGCUAUCUGCCUUGGCGAGGGGUAUCCUGUGCAUACCUGCAACCAGCACUCCAUCAGAGAGGGUUUUUUCUAUAGCCGGGCUUGUUGUCACCGCAAAAAGAUCCUGCCUCCAUCCUCUACGCGUGCAUAAAAUCAUUUUUGUGCACAACAAUUACAAUGUAUGCAAACAAAUUGUAAAUGGUUCUAGCUGAACCUGCAGACUAGUCGUUCUGUGUUCCCUACAGUACCUACUGUGAUUAUUCUAGCUCAUGACAAAGUUCAAAUUUCCUUUAAGUUUUAAGCUAGUACUGUAAUUUGCUAACUACUAGUCCAUUAAUACUUAUAGUAAUUUAGCAAUUUCCAAUUUGCAAUUUAGCAAUUUGCUAUUUAAGGGAUACAGUCCACAAUAAAAGUUACUUUUUUAAAACAAAUAGUGUUAGUACUGCCAUUGUUACAUAAUUAACGUUCUGAAAUAUGAGGAACAUAAUUAACCAGUUCCAUUUUGCCGCAAAAAUGCGUCAAUGCCUGCGAAGUGGUCAACAUUUUUAAAUAAUUAAUAUACUUUUAGAAAGUUAAACGUAGAACGUAGAAAACAAUUAUUUAAAGUUUAUUUUUGU